CAAUGGAAGGCGAGGGGUGUGGCUUUGAAGGGAAUGGCCGCCCGGGCGGAAGCGGAGAACGAGGCCGGCAUGGCUGGGGCUUUCCCGGCGAUGCCCGCUGAGGAGGGGUCGGCGGUGGUCGAGCGGGGGCGGCCCGAGAGGUUCCAGCUGAGCCCCGCCGCCCGGAAGGCGCGGCCCUCUGACCUCGUGGCUCUGGCCGAGCAGUUGGAGAAGGCAGAUGACUUUAUACGAGCGAACGCUUGCAACAGAUUGACCGUGAUUGCUGAACAAAUCCGAUACUUGCAAGAACAAGCCAGGAAGGUUUUGGAAGAAGCUAACCGGGACGCUGACCUCCACCAUGUGGCUUGUAACUUUGUCAAGAAGCCGGGCAAGGUCUACUACCUAUACAAGAGGGAAAAUGGCCAACGCUACUUCUCUAUGCUUUCUCCAGAGGUACAGACCUGUUUUUUUCUGGGAAGAGCCUGAUAAAGUAAAUGGGGU
Pogona vitticeps (central bearded dragon) is the source of this 480-nucleotide messenger RNA. The record is from RefSeq and is a predicted model, not a curated record. Lineage: Eukaryota; Metazoa; Chordata; Lepidosauria; Squamata; Agamidae.